AUGAAGCCAGCAAAUCUUCGUCGUCAUCUACAAACAAAACAUGAACAGUAUGUCACUAAAGAUAUCGAUUUUUUUCAAAACAAACUUAGAGAUUUAAAAGCAAGUCAAAAGUUGAUCGAGAAAACAGCAUUUGGGAGUAAUAAUGAAAAAGCUGUUAUUGCUUCAUAUCAAGUGGCACUACUGAUUGCGAAAUCAGGAAAACCUCAUACUAUUGGGGAAAACUUGAUUCUUCCAGCGGUGAAAACAAUUGUUACGACAAUGUUGGGUGAUAACGCAGCAAAAGACUUCAAUCUGAUUGCAGUGUCGAAUGACACAGUGAAAAAAAAAUUAAUAAUAGAUAUGGCAGAAAAUGCUAAAACUCAAUUAAUUUCGAAAAUAAAAAACAGUCAAUUUUAUUCAUUGCAACUUGAUGAAAGUAAAGACGUUGCCGACAACGAAAAUUUAUUGGUUUUUAUUCGAUAUGACUGUGAGGACAACAUAUGUGAAGAUUUUUUAUUUUUCCAACCACUACAAACACAUAGUACAGGAGGAGAGAUAUUCAAAUGUGUAAAUAAUUUCAUAGAAACAAAUAAUAUUGAAUGGACAAAAUGCAUAGGAAUAUGUACGGAUGGGGCUCGUGCUAUGAGCGGCACUGUAAGAGGACUUCAAGGUUUAGUGAAAGAUGUUGCGCCUAAUGCUGCUUGGACGCAUUGCUGUAUACAUCGUGCGGCACUAGCUGCAAAAGGGAUACCUACAGAUUUAAAGAAAACAUUCGAUGAAGUUGUUACAGUUGUUAAUUUUAUUAAAGGUCGUCCAUUGAAUUCGCGAAUUUUUAACCCUUUCAAGACGGUUGUCGUAUAUACCCGUCACCAACUUUUUUGGCAGACGGACGACUGUCGUAUAUAG
Molecule: messenger RNA, 885 nt
Organism: Onthophagus taurus
Lineage: Eukaryota; Metazoa; Arthropoda; Insecta; Coleoptera; Scarabaeidae
Source: RefSeq, a predicted model, not a curated record